Messenger RNA from Suillus paluster, 456 nucleotides. RefSeq lists its product as uncharacterized. The record is from RefSeq and is a predicted model, not a curated record. Bases 1 to 456 code for a protein of 151 amino acids. The transcript has a single exon. NCBI's taxonomy places the organism in Eukaryota, Fungi, Basidiomycota, Agaricomycetes, Boletales, Suillaceae.
AUGUCAUCACAUUCCACUCACCAAACUGCUCCUGGCGCUCCCCCUUCCUGUUCUCUAAUCCAACAUGCAGCGCCAAAGUCUUCGCCUCCCAACCAGGAGUUGCUGGAGAUUUCUACUCACUCACUCGUCCACAUGGGGGGGGCUGGUCCCCUUACUGACCAAAACACUCCUGAUGCUUGGCUCGCUCCCCCAGACCCUCAGCUCCCACUCCCAAGCCCACAUGCUGCCAGCGCUCAGCCCAAUCCUGCAAGCACUUUGUACCCCUCCCUUCACAGCACCCCCCCUCCUCAUUACACCAGCACUGGGGGCAGUCCAAUUGACAAUCUGGACGGCUCGCUCCCCCAGACCCUCAGCUCGCUCCCCCGAACUCUCAGCUCCCACUCCCAAGCCCACAUGCUGCUAGCACUCGAGCCCAUUCAGUCACAUACCCUGUAUAAAACAGGCAGCCAAGGGUGA